AUGAUGGACGACGACGACGACUACAGCAAGACGUGCGGUCCCGUGCUGGACCGCCGUAACCCGGUGAAUCUGGACGAGCUGUUCGUGCCGCUCGGUGUCAAGUCCAAGGAAUGCGACAACCUACUGGCCGUGGCCGAGGAGGAUUCCGGAGACGAAGAUGACUUGGCCGUCGUUGAGGCGGUGGCCGCCAAGGCCACGAGCUUAGUGAACGACAUCAACACGAGAUUUUCCAACGAUUGUACACAGACCGUCGGACCGUACUUGGACAUGGCCGAUCCGUCGCGCAAGGUCAGCGUCCGCGACCUGUUUAAACCCCUAGACUUUAAGUCCAAAGAGGUGCAGAACUUGGCUGAAGAACGGUCGUCAGACGACGACGAAGACGACCACCAUAACGCCGAGGGCGGUGGCGACUACCAGACGACCAGUGCAGAACACGACCAACAGCAUACCCAGACCUGUGGACCCGUCCUGAUCGACAGUGGCAGCUACUGCAACUCGCCGGCCAAACAGCAUUUGGAACGGAUUUUCGAUCAAAAUCUGGAAGAGGGUAACGACGAUCGUGAAAAGGAACAACAACAGAAGCAGGAUGAGCUGCCGCGACCACCAUCACAACUGGAUGGUGCUGACGAAAACGCCGCCCAGUUGUUGGCUGAAGACGACGAUGACGACGAAGAGGGUGGCUUACAGCGGCCACCCGCUAACCCCGACCACGGUAUAUUGACAACCAAGGACGGCACGCCGCUGAUCCGGCUUCGGAGUAAAAAGUCCAUAAUGGAAUCGAGGUUCAAGCUCACUAUGCGCACGUGGGACGACGUCUGGAAGUCGACAGCUUGGGCCAAGUUCGCACCGGACAAGCUGAAGCACACGUUGCAGAGGUCGACCCGGAACCAAGGAGAGCUGAAGGCCGGCGGCGACGCGGUGGCAUCAAAGAAGCCGACUGCCACAGCAGCAGCGAUGGCUGCGGCGGGAACUACCGCGACCGCGGUGCCAGUCAAGAAGAGCCGGUUUAGGGUGCACCACGUUCAGAUUGACGACCAACCGUCGGUUAUGGUGUCCUCUGCCAAGCGGUCCCCGAAACCGGCGUUGUCGUCAUCCAGCGGCAGCAGCGACACGGACAGCGAUCGGCUGCCGGCCGGCCUGCCGAUGAUCGAGAGCAACCUUAACGAGCUGACGAUGGUCGAGUCACAGCUGAAGAAGCUGGAAAGGGAGCACGAGGCUAAGCACCAGCUACUGACGCCCAAGAACGACGGCGCGGCGGAAAAGUCGGGGUCGACGGCUGAUGACGGUGGCCACAAACAGCAGCACCAGCAGCAACGGGCCGUUGGUGGUGCCGGCGGUGGUGGUGACGGCAAAAAAGAUAAAGCGGCCACUCCAAAGGUAGGCUCCAGGGCCGCGGAGACUCACUCCAAGCGGUUGGGCUGGCUGAAGGCGUUCCGACGCAAGUCUUCGGCCGACACGAGUUCGGAUACGGCCACCGCCGCCAACUCGCAGGCGGCACCACACGCGGCCAAGCCGGUGAAACACAAACAGCAAGCAGCCGCGUCCAAAUCGUCUGCCGCCGGCAGACAGUCGUCGUCACCCAGACAACAACAGAAACAACGCGCAUCCUCGACAGCCGGCGCCAACAGGCCGAGACAACAACAACGAACGACGGCAGUGCCGUCCACCUCGACACCGGUAAGCAACAGGAAAAAAAUGGCGUGA
Macrosiphum euphorbiae (potato aphid) is the source of this 1704-nucleotide messenger RNA. The record is from the annotation of a GenBank genome assembly. Lineage: Eukaryota; Metazoa; Arthropoda; Insecta; Hemiptera; Aphididae.